This is a messenger RNA of Pygoscelis adeliae (Adelie penguin), 873 nucleotides long. RefSeq names its product tropomodulin-4-like. Bases 1 to 873 code for a protein of 290 amino acids. NCBI's taxonomy places the organism in Eukaryota, Metazoa, Chordata, Aves, Sphenisciformes, Spheniscidae. Gene Ontology annotation, cellular component: striated muscle thin filament; myofibril. Gene Ontology annotation, biological process: pointed-end actin filament capping; muscle contraction; myofibril assembly. The record is from RefSeq and is a predicted model, not a curated record. The transcript is spliced from 8 exons. Gene Ontology annotation, molecular function: tropomyosin binding.
AUGUCUUCAGCAGCAGAGGAUGGAGACAGCCCACGGACCAGUAGGCAGAUGGAGCGGCAGGUCCAGUCCAAGCGUAAGAAGGGCGGCCCCAACUACGACCGGCCUCUGACGCAGGAGGAGCUGCUGGAGGAGGCCAAGAUCACGGAGGAGAUCAACCUCCGCUCCCUGGAGAACUACGAGCGCCUGGAAGCCGACAAGAAGAAGCAGGUCCAGAAGAAGCGGAAGUGCGUGGGGCCGGUUAUCCGGUACUGGUCCGUCACCAUGCCCCUUGUCCCGGAGCCGGGCAAGGAGGAGAACGUGGACGUGGAGGGACGCGUGUGUGCCCCAGGCGUGGUGAAGCCCGACACAUACAAGCCGGUGCCGGAUGAGCCCCCGAAUCCCACCAACGUGGAGGAGACACUGCGGCAGAUCCAGGCCAACGACGGGGCUCUGGAGGACGUCAACCUCAACAACAUCAAGGACAUUCCCAUCUCCACGCUGAAGGCCAUCUGCGAGGCCAUGAAAGCCAACACUCACGUCAAGAAGCUCAGCCUGGUGGCCACCCGCAGUAACGACCCCGUGGCCAGCGCCGUGGCCGAGAUGCUGAUGGAGAACAAGACCCUGCAGAGCCUCAACAUCGAAUCCAACUUCAUCACCAGCGCCGGCAUGAUGAGCAUCAUCAAGGCCAUGUACCACAACGCCACCCUGAGCGAGCUCAAGGUGGACAACCAGUGCCAGCGGCUGGGCGACACGGUGGAGAUGGAGAUGGCCACCACCACCGCCACCUACCCCCGCUUCGCUGGCCUUCGGGGGGACAACGUCACGGCCCAGCUCGGCCUCGACUUCCAGCGCAUGCUGCGCCUCAACGGCACCCUCUUCGUCGCCGCCCGGUGA